AUAAAUAUACAAUUGUCUCCGUGGUCUGGUUCCCUUUCCUCGAGUUUCCUAUUUUCGUCUCCUCCCCACAGCAGCCCGGCGAAAACCCUAGUAAGCAAACCACCGGAGCAGCGGCGCUUGCGCGGGCGGAGCCAUGGCGGACGACGAUUACAACGAAAUUGACAUGGGGUAUGAGGAUGAGCCCCCAGAACCGGAGAUUGAGGAAGGAGCUGAAGAAGAGCCUGAGAACAACGAAGAUGCCCCUGAUGACGUCAUAGGUGGUGAGGGUGAAGAUAAGGAACAGGAAAAGACCAAGCGUGAACGCAAAACAACAAAAUACAUGACGAAGUACGAACGUGCGCGCAUCCUGGGUACACGAGCCUUGCAGAUAAGCAUGAAUGCUCCAGUCAUGGUUGAGCUUGAGGGUGAAACUGACCCUCUUGAGAUUGCAAUGAAGGAGCUGAGAGCGCGCAAGAUACCCUUCACGAUCAGACGGUACUUACCUGAUGGAAGCUAUGAAGACUGGGGAGUAGACGAGCUCAUUGUGGAGGACUCCUGGAAACGCCAGGUUGGUGGAGACUGAAGACGCGGAUCUACUUGGCAUGGAAAGGGUAUGUGGUGCAGUGGGUCUUUCCUGUAGUUACAAGUCUUCGUUGCCACUAUGAGUGGAUACUGUAGCGAAUGAACCAAGACGAAAUGAUGCUAUGUUAACUUAACGUCUGUGGUUGCCUUGAACUCUGGAACCGUAAUGCUAGCAUGGUUGUUGGUUGCGCUAUGCUUGUUUUUGUUUGUUUCAGUUUCAGACAUGCAGUUGCAGCGUAGCCAAAUGCGUGCUUUGUGUGCCUAAUAUCUGACACUGGAUGUGAUCAGUGUUGUUUAUGCCAAUGGUUGAGAGCUGUGCUCCGAUGAUUCAUG
This is a messenger RNA of Zea mays, 894 nucleotides long. Its product is annotated as DNA-directed RNA polymerases I, II, and III 14.4 kDa polypeptide. Gene Ontology annotation, biological process: transcription by RNA polymerase II; transcription by RNA polymerase I; tRNA transcription by RNA polymerase III. The record is from RefSeq and is marked validated. Gene Ontology annotation, molecular function: DNA binding. Gene Ontology annotation, cellular component: RNA polymerase I complex; RNA polymerase III complex; RNA polymerase II, core complex. The coding region runs from base 134 to 562 and encodes 142 amino acids. The transcript is spliced from 6 exons. NCBI's taxonomy places the organism in Eukaryota, Viridiplantae, Streptophyta, Magnoliopsida, Poales, Poaceae.